AUGGAUGUGGAAGGAAGAACAGACAAUGCCAAUGAUAACUCUCUCACUCUCAACAUCGAACAUGAUCAAGAAAAGGAUAUCCCAAAUGAUAGUUAUGACCUUUCUACUGCCCAUACUAUUGACCGAGAUUCAUGGCAACAAGUGGGAUUGAUGUUGGUGACGGGGUUCAACUGCGGUUGGAUAUUCAGUUUCUCGAACCUGAUUAUGGUUCCACUUGGUUGGACUUGGGGUGUUGUAUUGCUUUUUGCUGUUGGAUUAUACACAGCUUAUGCUAAUUGGCUCUUAGCAGCAUUUCAUUUCAUUGAUGAACGUAGAUUCAUCAGAUACAGAGAUCUCAUGGGAUUUGUUUAUGGAGCUUAUUUGUUCUACUUUUUCUACUCUUCAAUGGUGUUUGUGUCAGCCCCUGCUUCGGUACCCAUGGACAAGUAG
Molecule: messenger RNA, 429 nt
Organism: Vicia faba (fava bean)
Lineage: Eukaryota; Viridiplantae; Streptophyta; Magnoliopsida; Fabales; Fabaceae
Source: the annotation of a GenBank genome assembly